Molecule: messenger RNA, 858 nt
Organism: Aspergillus nomiae NRRL 13137
Lineage: Eukaryota; Fungi; Ascomycota; Eurotiomycetes; Eurotiales; Aspergillaceae
Product: class II fructose-bisphosphate aldolase
Exons: 4
Coding region: 1-858 (285 amino acids)
Biological process (GO): carbohydrate metabolic process
Molecular function (GO): aldehyde-lyase activity; zinc ion binding
Source: RefSeq, a predicted model, not a curated record
AUGACUCGGCGUGCAGCAAACAAGACCCUGCAAAUCCUGGAUGCAGCGGAAAAAGGCCAAUAUGGCGUUCUGGCAGCAAUUGCUUAUAACGUCGAACAUAUCACUGCAUUUGUCCGAGCAGCUGAAAACCGCAAGUCGCCGUUAAUCAUACAAUUAUUCCCUUCGGCGCUGACCCAAACACCGUCGCUUGUUCAUGCAGCUGCAGCCGCAGCGAGAGCAGCCUCCGUUCCUAUCUCACUUCAUCUUGACCACGCACAAAACUAUGAUCAAAUCAAAGAGAUAGCGGACAGUCUACCGUUUGACUCGAUAAUGGUAGAUAUGAGUCAUUAUGAGAAGGAGGAAAACUUGGAAAGAACCGCAGCUUUGCGUGAAUAUUGUCACGCGAGAGGGAUAUCGACAGAGGCCGAGACGGGGCGAAUCGAAGGUGGCGAAGAUGGAAUUAUGGAUACAGGUGACCUGGAAGGAAUCUUAACUAGUCCUGAAGAUGUAGAAGACUUCAUACGUGCAGGGGUUGACUAUCUGGCUCCGAGCGUUGGCAACCUCCACGGUGAUUAUGGUCCCAAAGGACCUCAACCAGAUAUGGACCGGCUUCGCGGAAUUUUUAAAGCACUGGAUGGGCGUUCCCGGUUGGUGUUACAUGGAACUAACGACUUUUCCCCGGAGCUGUCGAGGGCGUGCAUUCAAGCAGGUGUCACCAAGUUCAACGUCAACAAACUUGUUUUGGACCCGUGGUAUGACUAUAUUAGGGCUAAUAUCACCAAGCCGAUAACGCAGGUGAUUGAUGAGGGGAUUGAGGUUCUUAUACAGUCGAUGGAGCGGUGGAUGGACAUAAUGGGCAGCAGUGGAAAGGCAGAAUAG